AUGGCUCGGGGCACUCUGAAUCGGAUAGCCGAGCCACAGAACUACAUUCCAGUCUUCCUCAAUUUCUCGGCCCAGACAAACAGCAACCGGACACAGGAGAUGAUUGAGGCAAAGCUAGAGAAAAAGAAGAAAGGAGUAUUAGGAGCCCCGGCGAACAAAAGGAUUGUCCUUUUCGUGGAUGACUUAAACAUGCCUCGAAUGGACACUUAUGGUAGCCAGCCUCCCAUCGAACUUUUGCGCCAGAUCCAGGACUUUUCCGGCCUAUAUGACCGCGACAAGUUGACAUGGAUCCAACUGCGCGACAUGACGCUUUCUGCUGCCUGUGGACCUCCUGGGGGAGGGCGAAAUCCAAUCACGCCAAGGAUGUUGCGUCAUUUCGCUGUAUUCGCGAUCCCAGCCCCC
This is a messenger RNA of Protopolystoma xenopodis, 402 nucleotides long. The record is from the annotation of a GenBank genome assembly. NCBI's taxonomy places the organism in Eukaryota, Metazoa, Platyhelminthes, Monogenea, Polystomatidea, Polystomatidae.